Messenger RNA from Tripterygium wilfordii, 1658 nucleotides. Its product is annotated as WAT1-related protein At5g47470-like. Gene Ontology annotation, molecular function: transmembrane transporter activity. Lineage: Eukaryota; Viridiplantae; Streptophyta; Magnoliopsida; Celastrales; Celastraceae. The record is from RefSeq and is a predicted model, not a curated record. The coding region runs from base 223 to 1296 and encodes 357 amino acids. Gene Ontology annotation, cellular component: plasma membrane. The transcript is spliced from 8 exons.
AUCAUAAAACCGAAAACAGACGAUAUAGAAUGAGAGGUGCUGGUUUAUUUCAUCCACACCUGUGAAAGCAGGACAACAAUGGAGGUGUUAGAGAACAUUUUUCUUUCUUUCUAACCAAACGCUCCCAAGAAAGAAAGAAAGAAAACAACAGGAAAGGAAAGCAAAAGAAAAAGAGAGGCUUCAUUUCAUCAAACACAUAAUGGGAGGGUUUGUAGGUGGAGGAUGCAAUUGAAGAAGCAAAAGAGGAACAAAAAUUCAUAUAUCAUCAAUUUUCCAUUUCAAAUGGAUUGGUAUACAAGAAGAGACAAGUUUGAAGAUGUAUUAAUAACAGGAGGUUUGAUAUUGAACCAAUUUGUGUAUGCUGGGAACUCCGUUUUGAUGACUUACUUGAUGUCUUUAGGCAUCAAACCCUUCACCAUUGUUAUCUUCUCUACCUUUGCUACCUUCCUCAUCCUCUCUCCUCUUGCCGUUUGUUUUGAAAGGAGCAAAUGGCCUGAUAAAUUGACUUCAAAGUUGGUGAUUCAGCUAGUUUUGAUAGCCUUUGGAGGGGUAACCUUGUUCCAAACUCUAUUUCUAGAGGGGAUGUAUCUAACUUCACCAUCAAUGGCAACAGCAAUGCCCAAUCUUGCUCCCGGACUCAUUUUUAUCAUUGCUUGGACAUUUAGGUUCGAGAAAGUUAAGCUAAGUUGCACAUAUAGCAAAGUCAAGAUUGCAGGGACAUUACUUUGUGUCGUAGGUGCCACCACCAUGAGCCUAAUACACAGCACUGCAUCCCCUGGUCAUCAGCAUCUGGAUCCUGUCUUCGACAGAAAAAAAAUCAUCGGUUGCUUGUAUCUCAUGGCUGCUGUUUUCGUCCUAUCGAGCAACGUUGUCUUGCAGGCUGCGACUUUAGGUGAUUUUCCUGCACCGGUGUCAAUAUCUGCCGUAACAUCCUUCAUUGGUGUGCUGAUAACUGCGAUUGUUCAAAUGUUUCAAGACCGUUCAAUGGAACUUUGUUGGCCUCUUAUGAGUAUUGGACCCCUCAUAGGCUAUUCUCUGCUGGGAGGAACAGUAAGUGGAGCAUCGGUAAGUUUUACUGGAUGGGCAAUGAGAAAAAGGGGUCCAGUGCUGGUGUCCAUGUUUAGCCCCGUUGCAACAGUGAUCUCGGUCAUUCUCUCUGCUAUUACAUUAGGAGAAACCAUUAAGAUCGGAAGCCUAGCCGGUAUGUUCUUAAUGUUUACGGGUCUCUACUUUGUGCUAUGGGCUAAAGGAAAGGAGGGACAUGCCUAUGGUGAUGGCUUGGAAAAGCCAUCAUAAGGCUUGGAAGCAGAUCAAUGGAGUUGGUAGCUGUAAAUGUUACGAAAAUUCUUCGGCAAAAAUAUAGAUUCUGAUCAGUCUAAUACCAAGAUUAUAAACCAUCCAUCCAUAGAGAUUAGAGAGCAGCCUUUUGGAUAUGGAUGAGGCAAGCAACACUUAACUCUUUUUUUUUUUCCUGAAGAAGUAGUUCCAGCAAGAAAUGCUAAUCAUCCUCCAUUAACGAAAAGCAAAAUUCGAGGAUUUGCCAGCAUUAAGCUUAGUGAUUAAAACUGCUGAAUGCUGCAGCACAGUGUAAAUCAUUUAAAAGCAUUCUUUGAUUUAUUUUGUAUCAAGUAAGCUUCUGCUAUCAUUUGUGUUUUUAA